ACACUGGCACAGCAUCAUCACCCGCAUGGUUGGUCCAGUUGUGGACACUGAUCAUACCGGUUACGUUAGACACCGCGACAGGGAAGUCCCUUAAUUUCUAUCCGUCCCUGGAACGUUAAUCCCGGAAGUUGUAGCUGUGUGGCGCUGUGUGGCGCUGUGUAGACAUGGGAUAGCUCAGGCUGGGAGUUUGACAGGUAUCACGAACCUGAACCACCGCGACACACUCGUCGGGCUGAAGUUCAGAGGGUCAAUCCCACAGGAAGACAGAGUGGAGGAGUGGUUUACUUCGUGCUGUCUGGAGGAGACACGUCCAGUCGGGCUGUGGUUACUAGAGUCGUGUUUCCAAUGGAAAGCUCCUCCGUGUUUAGUGUCCGUCUGUCCCUGAAGCAAAGAUACGUUCUGCUGCUCUGCAUCGCUGCGGGAGCCAUCCUCACUUAUCACAAGUUUACAAGGAAACACCCUGUUGAAAUCAAGAGAAUGAGCAGGGGGGCGGGUCUGAGAGCCAACACGUCCCAGUUCACUCUGGAGGGAAAACCCUUCCGCAUCUUGGGGGGCUCCAUCCACUACUUCCGUGUCCCAAGAGCCUACUGGCAGGAUAGACUGCUGAAGCUGAAGUCUUGUGGCCUCAACACCCUCACAACAUAUGUGCCAUGGAACCUCCAUGAGCCUGAGCAAGGGGUGUUCAACUUUGAGGAUCAGCUGGAUUUGGAAGCCUUCCUCCGCCUCGCAUCCAGCCUGAACCUCUGGGUGAUUCUGCGCCCAGGGCCCUACAUCUGUGCUGAGUGGGACUUAGGGGGACUACCCAGCUGGUUGCUACGGGAUAGAAACAUGAAACUGAGAACGACAUACCGUGGAUUCACCGACGCAGUCAACUCCUUCUUCGAUCAACUCAUCGCGAAAGUCGUUCCACACCAGUUUUCCAAAGAUGGCCCCAUUAUCGCAGUUCAAGUGGAGAAUGAAUACGGCUCCUAUGCUAAGGAUAUAGAAUACAUGCCAUUCAUCAAAGAGGCGUUAUUGUCAAGGGGCAUCACAGAGCUGCUGAUGACCUCCGACAACAAGGAAGGACUAAAGCUUGGAGGAGUGAAAGGAGCUCUUGAAACCAUCAAUUUUCAGAAACUGAACCUGAAUGACAUUAAGUAUUUGGAAGAAAUACAGCCUCAGAGGCCUAAAAUGGUGAUGGAGUACUGGUCGGGAUGGUUCGAUCUUUGGGGGAACCUCCAUCACGUGUAUUCAGCCGAGGACAUGAUACCUGUGGUCACAGAGAUCCUUGAAAAGGACAUGUCCAUCAAUCUCUACAUGUUCCAUGGAGGGACAAAUUUUGGCUUCAUGAACGGAGCAUUUGCUGUUGGAAUACCGGCACCCAAACCUAUGAUAACGAGUUACGAUUACGAUGCUCCAUUAUCCGAGGCUGGGGAUUACACCACCAAGUACCAUCUUCUGAGGAAUUUAUUCAGCUUCUACCACAUCUACCCUCUCCCUGAACUGCCUCCUCUCCUGCAGAGGAGAGCGUACCAGCCUGUUGUCGUCCAGCAGCACCUGUCUCUGUGGGACAUUCUGCAUUUCGCUGACAAGCCAUUGAAGUCAGAGAGGCCGAUAAACAUGGAGAAUCUCCCUGUCAACCAUAACAAUGGUCAGUCGUACGGCUACACGCUGUAUGAGACCAUCAUCACCAGCGGAGGACUCCUCAACUCAAAGAACAACAUCAGAGACAGAGCGCUGGUUUUUGUGGACAAACAUUUUGUUGGUGUCCUGGAUUAUAAAACACUAGAGCUGGCACUUCCUGAUGGGAAGGGAAGAAGAACACUAGGUUUACUGGUGGAGAACUGUGGAAGAGUGAAUUAUGGGCAGACUCUGGAUGAGCAGCGCAAAGGUCUGGUCGGAGAUAUCGAGUUAAACAAGCAGCUCCUCCAAGACUUCAUUAUUCAUAGUCUGGAUAUGAAGCCAGGCUUCCUUAACAGAAUCGAGAAUUUGGGCAACUGGAAGUCUAUGCGAGAGCAGCUGUCCUUCCCAGGGUUUUUCCAGGCCAAACUCUACGUGAAUGGUUCUCCCAAAGACACCUUCAUCAAACUCCCUGGAUGGAGUAAAGGAGUCAUCUUCAUCAACGGCAAGAAUCUUGGACGCUACAGGUCCAUCGGUCCUCAGCAAACUCUCUACGUCCCAGGCCCCUGGCUUCACAAGGGAGACAACCAGGUCCUCGUGUUUGAAGAGCAGGAAGCAGAUGGUAAGAUCCAGUUCACCAGCACCCCUGACUAUGGCAUGGCUGUCGAUGUCUAGUAUGGACGGGAGGGCAGAUGGGGAGAGGAGGAUGAUGGGAGAGUAGCUGGGAAGGUCAGGACUGAGGCGACAGCCGUGAGUUCCGUCUACACGGGCACCCGACACCUGGCCGAGACCAGCAUCACCCAUAAGUGACACGUCGGUAAACGGGACAUUUGGUGUUCUGCCAGAAGAUGCAUCUGCAUAAUCAGCUUCCUCACAUCAACUCCUCAUUUUAGUGACUUUACGCAUGACACUCCGUUGAAUAAUUUCUAUUCAAUUUAGCAACAGUAUCAUUAACAUCCACUUACACACUCCAUAAUUUGAGACCAAGGGACUGGGACAGAGAACGAUCUUGAUUAUAAUGAAGUGUUAGAAACUCUCCUCUUUUCUCAGACUUAAUUUAUACAUAUCAUCCAGAGUGUAUGCAAAGAAUGUGUGAAUAAAGACUGGUGUGACCUCUGUGUCAGUAGUCAAGGCCAACCAAGCCCGUGAACUGCUUUAUUUAUCCCACAUACUGUGAGCCUGUUUGCUUGGUUGCUUUUUCAAAUUUACCUUCUAAUUACGUGCUGUGAGCUCAUGCAGAGGAGUCAAGUUCGCAAGCUGCGUUUGAAAUCUUUUUUCUGAAUUCUCCUCUGUUGUGUGUGGCUCUUACCAGACUGGAUACCGCCGCAAAUGUUUUCUUUGAUGAUUGAUGCCAUGGCGAUACUGUGCUGUCACAUUUGAAAACUAAUCAGUGCAGGCUAAUGACAUGAUAUGUAUGAGUAAUUACGACUUAAGAGGUGGUCAGGUUUCCCAUGCUGCUGAAAUCCUGCAGUGGAUUCCAUCAGUUGUUCAAAGCAGCUCAAACCAUAGACUCUAUCUAAAGAUGGACGACGGAUCUCCACUUCCUCCCUCUAUCUAGAAAUCAAGACCAAAUAUCCCACAUACAAACACUACCAUCACACCUCAAGUCCCUGCAGCAGUGAUCAGGGCCACGUUCUCAAAGUCCCACACAUGUGCUCUUCCAGGUCUCAGUUGUCAAUCAUGAUGUUUCAGCCUAUUUUGAAAGCAUCAAAUCAUUAACUUAAACCAAACUUACCGAAAACAUGAACAAUUAAUGUGAUAAGAACAACGUAAAAUGACAGAAACCCCUUGUGAGAAAAACGUAUUUGAUGUGGAAUUUGACUUAUUAGUUCUGUGGCGAUUGAGACACUUUGGCUUCACUUUUGGGAGCUGUCAUCCAUCUUUAUCCUCAUCUUUAACUAUUAGCUUGUUAAAUUAAGGCCCUUUUAGCUUAAACUAUAAAAAAUAACAUACAGUCCACAUGUCUGACCUGACACGUGAUGAAAUGCUGUUAAAUACAAUGUAAACUGACUUCAAAUGAAAUUUUACAUAAAUUAUAAAACAUCAGUAAUAUGCAAUUAUGUUAACUGCAUGAAUACAACAAACGCUGACGCAAGACGUACUCGUUUUAAGUAUAAACAAAGGUUUUGCACCUCGGUUUAAUAUAUAUAUUUUUUCCUAAACCUGAUGUUUUUAAAUCUUUGUAGCUUGGUGGCUGGGUAGUUUUUUUUUGCCAAAUCACUCCAUUUAAUAAGCUAUUCCUUAUUUGGUUAUGCUGCAACCUCAUUUUGUAAAUCACCAGGGUUAAACUAGCUAGUUCGAACAAAGAAUUUUAGAAUGUCUGAUCUAUCCAUCUGUUCCAUCUACUUAAAGGUUAUCAACUGCAAGAAACUGUCGAUUAAUUGUACAAAUGGAUCAAUUUUGUAAUUGUUGAGUGUUAUUUUUAUUAAAUUUGUUGAAUUGUU
Messenger RNA from Hippoglossus stenolepis (Pacific halibut), 4043 nucleotides. Its product is annotated as beta-galactosidase-1-like protein 2. NCBI's taxonomy places the organism in Eukaryota, Metazoa, Chordata, Actinopteri, Pleuronectiformes, Pleuronectidae. Gene Ontology annotation, molecular function: beta-galactosidase activity. Bases 346 to 2274 code for a protein of 642 amino acids. The record is from RefSeq and is a predicted model, not a curated record. Gene Ontology annotation, biological process: carbohydrate metabolic process. Gene Ontology annotation, cellular component: vacuole. The transcript is spliced from 19 exons.